UACAACUGCUGUUACCAGUACCACUACUAUUACCAAUUUACUACCGCGGUAACAUUCACACGCGUGCGCACCCGAGAACGCUCGCUGAUGUAUAUUAUUAUAGGUAAACAAAUCGGUUGACCCGGGCCACUCCAGUUGUGUUCGCCGACGUAUCGACAGCGGUCUGCCGCCUCAACAAUAUCGAUCGGCGCGCUACACAGUGCGAUAUUAAUUAAUCAUAAUCGUAUAUAAUUCCCUGUGGCACGUUAUAUAUCACACUCUCUGUUUUUUAACCGCGCGUGUGUGUGUGGCGGCGAAUAAUUCGAUUUCGGCGGUAAAGCCGCUCGUACGGUUUUUCCUUUGGUUUUCCGUAUCGUAAUAAUAUUAUUAUCGUCGUUGCCCGUUCAAAAACGGGACGAUUGCCGCCGACAACGACGACCUAGGUCCCAUCCUAACCCCGGACCCGGAAGAGACGGGGACAACCAAUACAUGUCAUUAUUGAAAAAUUCAGCGCCACCGACUGUUUUUUGGUUUUUUUUUUUAAAUUUUCAUCCGACAACGACAGCACAAUAUUUUCCCCGUUGAUGACGUCCCGGUUCAGUCGCUCCGUUUGACGACAUAACACCUGCAAAGAGGAUAUUAUACGUCGAUGAAUUGAGUCCGAUCACCCGUCAUCGAUUACUCCAACGAAGGAUAUAUCAAUAUAGCAGGUUGCCUAAUGGUUGACACAAUCCUAUGAUGAGUAAUACGUUCGCCGUAUAUACGAAACAUCGUUAAGACACCAUCCUAUAGAAAUAAUCCAGUCCGUGGAUCAGACAAAAAAAAAACACGAGUACUAGUCAUUUCGGAUUAAAACAUGGCGUCUGCUACCCGAAUGGUACUCAUGCACCUACCCAAAAACAAUCCGAUCGACAUCACAUUUACGGACAUCCAGUUCACUGUAGACGUCGGAACGUUGCGCAGAGAAAAAAAACAAGUACUCAAAGGCGUUUCUGGACGCUUCAAUAGUGGCGAACUAACUGUAAUUAUGGGACCAUCUGGUGCUGGAAAAUCAACCCUUCUCAAUAUUCUUACCGGAUUUGAACGCAAAGGAAUGAAUGGCGAAGUCCUGACAAGCCGUGUUGAUGACGAUGACUUGCUAUUAAAUAAUGAUUUGAGAAAAAAGAAUAACAAGGGUCGUACCAUAUGCCGAAAAGAAUCCUGUUACAUAAUGCAAGACGACCAACUGUGCCCACUUUUCACUGUAUUAGAAAUCAUGAUGAUGGCAGCUGACCUGAAACUCGGAUACACACUCUCCUACAAAUCUAAACUUCUUGUAAUCGAGGACAUUCUAGACAGCAUCGGACUCUCCGGCAGCCUUCAUACCAAGUGCGGUAGAUUGUCGGGUGGACAGAAGAAACGCUUGUCCAUAGCUCUUGAACUUAUUGACAAUCCACCUAUUAUGUUUCUUGAUGAACCCACCACUGGUUUGGAUAGUACGAGCUCACAUCAGUGCGUGUCGAUCUUGAAAGGUCUGGCCAAAGGCGGUCGGACAGUAGUUUGCACGAUACACCAACCCAGCGCCAGUACGUACGAAAUGUUCGAUCACGUUUACAUUAUGGCCGAGGGGCACUGCGUAUACCAGGGCUCUAGUCAGAACACCAUACCUUAUUUGCAAACAAUCGGACUUAACUGUCCGCAAUACCACAAUCCGGCUGAUUUCAUUAUGGAAGUAGUGACGGGUGAAUAUGGAAAUUUCACCUCUCAACUCAAAACGGCAGCUAUUGAUAAAUCAUGGCGGACACCACCUCAAAUCGCCGAUUCACGUAAUUUAUUAAAAAGAAAAUCUAAGAACCCUGGUCCGACUUCAUUGGUCUUAGUCAACCAGCCCUCCGAAUUCAAUAAACUAUUAGUACUAAUACACAGAAGUUUAAUGCAGGUCUACAGAGAUUGGACGGUUACUCAUAUAAAAGUAUGUAUGCACUUCCUCGUCGGAAUUUUACUGGGGCUCUUGUUUGAAAACGCCGGCAUCGACGGUGGCAAGACCAUCAACAAUAUCGGAUUCUGUAUUGUAACACUUGUAUACUUAAGCUACACGUCCAUUAUGCCAGCUAUUUUAAAAUUCCCAUCCGAACUUCACAUUUUGAGAAAAGAGUUGUUUAACAACUGGUAUAAGCUAUCGACAUAUUUCGUAGCGUUUCUCGUCACGAAUAUGCCUUUACAGAUGAUGUUUUGUUUUAUUUACACAUCGAUUUCUUACUACUUGUCAGCACAGCUGAUGACGUGGACCAGAUUCUUGAUGUUCUUAUUUGUUUGUCAGUUAAUGACCCUAAUAUCUGAAGGCAUUGGCCUUAUUCUCGGCACAGCCAUGAACCCAGUUAACGGAGUCUUCAUUGGUUCGAUCAUCACUUGUCUGUGUAUUCUCUUCGCCGGUUUCUUAGUACUUUUCAACCACAUGCCCAUCACCUUGUACUAUGUGUCUUACAUCAGUUAUAUGAGGUAUGCACUAGAAGGGCUGGUCGUCUCCAUUUACGGUUAUGGUCGUGAACCUCUGAUAUGUUUUGACGAAGAAGGUUACUGCCAUUACCGCUUCCCGGAAACGACAUUCAAAGAGAUCGGUAUGACCGAUGGAAAAUAUUGGACGGACAUAUCAGUGAUGGUUGGAUUUUUGUUUGUCAUUGUGAUAAUUAGUUUUUUGACUUUACGAAAAAGUUUGAAAUGUCGUUAA
Acyrthosiphon pisum (pea aphid) is the source of this 2686-nucleotide messenger RNA. RefSeq names its product ATP-binding cassette sub-family G member 1. Gene Ontology annotation, biological process: transmembrane transport. Lineage: Eukaryota; Metazoa; Arthropoda; Insecta; Hemiptera; Aphididae. Gene Ontology annotation, cellular component: plasma membrane. Bases 836 to 2686 code for a protein of 616 amino acids. Gene Ontology annotation, molecular function: ATP hydrolysis activity; ABC-type transporter activity; ATP binding. The transcript has 12 exons. The record is from RefSeq and is a predicted model, not a curated record.